AGUCUGAAAAAGGCUAAUUUAUACUUCCAAUCGUAACAACAAUAUUAUCCAACAAUGAAUUUAACUGCUCUGCUACUGAAGUAUACUCGAGAUUUUACUGCCCAGCUCUAGUGAUUUGACGUGUACACGUCAGUUAAAUUUGCGUCGUUUUGGUUAAUGUGGAUAUUUUUAUAAUAGAAAUAAGAAAUAUUUAUUAAUAAUGGAGGGUUUAUUACUUGAGCCAACUUUGUAUACAGUUAAGGCUAUGGCAAUAUUGGAUAAUGAUGGCAAUCGUAUUUUAGCUAAAUAUUAUGAUAAAAAUAUAUUUCCAACAGCUAAAGAACAACAUGCUUUUGAAAAAAAACUAUUUAACAAAACGCAUAGAGCUAAUGCUGAAAUAAUUAUGCUUGAUGGAUUAACUUGUGUUUACAGGAGUAAUGUAGAUUUGUUUUUCUAUGUUAUGGGAAGUACAAAUGAAAAUGAGUUAAUUUUAAUGAGUGUUUUAAAUACCUUAUACGAUUCAGUUAGUCAAAUAUUACGAAAAAAUGUGGAAAAACGUUCAGUAUUCGAAUCAUUGGAUAUUGUUAUGUUGGCAAUGGAUGAAAUAUGUGACGGCGGAAUUAUAUUGGAUGCAGAUCCAGCAUCCAUUGUACAACGUGUUGCGCUACGUACAGAUGACAUUCCAUUAGGAGAACAAACUGUUGCACAGGUAAUACAAUCAGCCAGGGAGCAGUUAAAAUGGUCACUACUAAAAUAAUGAUUUUCUAUUUUUUAUAUGCUGUGAAAAAAUAUA
Molecule: messenger RNA, 772 nt
Organism: Chrysoperla carnea
Lineage: Eukaryota; Metazoa; Arthropoda; Insecta; Neuroptera; Chrysopidae
Gene: zetaCOP
Product: coatomer subunit zeta-1
Exons: 5
Coding region: 200-736 (178 amino acids)
Biological process (GO): retrograde vesicle-mediated transport, Golgi to endoplasmic reticulum; intra-Golgi vesicle-mediated transport; intracellular protein transport
Cellular component (GO): COPI vesicle coat
Source: RefSeq, a predicted model, not a curated record